This is a messenger RNA of Helobdella robusta, 2094 nucleotides long. RefSeq lists its product as hypothetical. NCBI's taxonomy places the organism in Eukaryota, Metazoa, Annelida, Clitellata, Rhynchobdellida, Glossiphoniidae. The record is from RefSeq and is a predicted model, not a curated record. Gene Ontology annotation, cellular component: plasma membrane. The transcript has a single exon. Bases 1 to 2094 code for a protein of 697 amino acids.
AUGUUUAAAAAAAAAUGUUUAAUUUUGACAAUCUUCACAUUGAAAUAUUCGGAACUUUUUGACCUGAAAUCUUCCUACAUAGGUUGCUACAAAUUCAUCCUACCAACGAGACAUUCCAUUGUAGAUAGUGUUAGUACGUGUCAGAAGCACUGCAGAGAAGAGCGAAACAACCUGCUGGCCCUGAAGAAUGGCUCCCAAUGUUACUGCACCACGAGGCUAGACUCGGCAGUAUCUUCAUCUCAUUGUAAUGUCUCGUGCUCCGCUGGCGAUGACUGUGGUGGUAGGGAGGUGUUCUCCGUUUAUAAAGGUAAGCCACGAGUGAUGCAUGAUGAUCUCUUCGCUUCCAAUCUCAACUGGACGAAACAGUUCAUUUUAAGAUCUAAUGUUUCCCACACUCUUGAGGCUUGUGCGCACUUUUGCAUUGAGAUAAACAUAACUCACUUCACAAAUAUGAUAGACGGCGAAUGCAACUGCUUGCAUGACUACGAUGAUUUCACGCCCAGUAGGUCUCAACUUAUCUGCGAUCAUUACUGCCCAGAGGAUAGGAAUGAGAUUUGUGGCUGUCGUUAUGCUGGCGACGUAGAUAACAACAACAUCUUGUACGGCACACGAUUUCAGUACGAUUUUCAGAGAGGUACGUCGGCAUAUUCGCACUGUUCGCACGAUGGAUCAGUAGCAGAGAGAACAAAACUAAACACGACAGCGAACAUUUACGAAAUAAAAUCUUGCAAAGUAUGCGACGAAGGCUGGAAAGGCGAUUCAUGCAGGGAGAGAGAUUGCACGACGAACAAUGGAGGUUGCGGUAGCGAGAUGAAAUGUGUCGUGUCUACGGUCAACGAGUUUCAAUACACUGAAUGCGUCUGUCCGCACGGAACUGUUAGGAACAGGAGGUACCUGUGUGAGGUUUUCAGACAUAAUUUGGCCGCAGGUAAAAAAUUCUAUCUCAGUUCUGUAUCAAACAAGUUUGGCUUCGAAGCGAAAUAUUUAAACGACGGUGGAUACAGGUCUGCUGAGGUCGAUGAUGAGAGUUCGACUUGGAUGGCUGUAGAUCUUCUUUACUUCUACUGCGUUGGAUUUGUUAGAGCUCAUGAGCGAAUCAGUUUGGAUAAGAAAAUGUUCAAUCGAGCAAAUAAAUUAGCAGUGAAACUUAAUGAAUCUUUUAACGUUGAAACAAAAGUAGAUGCAAGAAAUGCACUGAAGCUUUGUGGCUAUGGACCUGAUCAGCAGGCAAUCCGGGGCUCACAACCCCUGAUUGUAAUCUGCAAUAACUUCACGCUGCUUUCCAGAUUUGUCAUCAUCGAACCUUCAGAUACAGCAUCCUCUAAAAUGGCGUUAGAAGGAUUUGAAGUGUAUGAAGUUGGAUGCGACCUCCUCAACGGAAGAUGCGGGCAGGAGAGGAAGUGCACGGAGAUGAAAACAGGAAGAACAACUGUCGUCAGCUGUACGGAAUGGGACAAACUUCAGAUUAUCCACCUAACGUUUCACAGAUGUUUCAGAAAAGUGACCAUGGAACAUGAGCUUUAUGAAAUAGGUUUGUCCGAAGAGCAAUGCCAAGAAAGAUGUCAACGUUCGUUCAACUUUGCGGUACUUCAUGCUGGUUUUAAAUGUUUUUGUGCAAACCAUUUAACAGUGAGCGGUGAAAUGCCAGUUGACUAUUGUGCUAUAGGUCACUACCAAUCAUACCUAAUUUAUGAUACAAGCAUCUCCCACAGGGAAGAUCACAACAACCUCUCAACUACGUGGAGAAGAGCAAGUGAUGAAAUUCCAGCCACCAAGAGCAAAAACCUUCAAACCAUCGGUGCUAGUACUCCCACAACUACAGAUUUUGAUGAAAUUAUCGACGGGGAUGAAGAUAACUUCACCAGAAAGCCCAUUUUCGUAAGUUUUUCAAACAAAAUGUACACCUUCGCAGCCAUACACUCGGCCAUCAUGAUCGUCCUUUCCUUCCUGGCGUUCAUCUUCUUUGCGAGAACCAGCCAGAAGGAAAGGGGGAGUGUAGAAGAAGACAGCGUUGAAGAGAUGCCAGAUGACGAAGGCAGCAGUUCGCAAGAUAAAUAUAUAAAGACAGUCGGCUCCACUGGUUCUGAAGAUUGA